UCAAAGCUUGUGAUUGGUCAUGUUUACCAAAGGUAGUUUGUACGAAUUGCAGGCUACGUUACUUCAACGAGGACCCGGUUCACAUGCACACAAUCAGAGAACUCCGUACAUGUACUGCGCAGAGCGCUCUGCCGGAACCUCAUUUUCACAUCAUAUACCGCAACCAUCGUUAUUCUGAGUUUAAUCGUCGCAAAAGCAAGUAGCAGUGAACUUAUAGCAGUGGAUAGACGAAAAAUUUUUUCAAGGGAAAUUAAGCAAACAUUAUUUGCAAUAGGAUAUCAAGAUGAACCGACCAAAGCGUGCUAUCGCCAAGCCAUCUCGUUAUCAGACGACUUCAUCAGAAGAUGAAGCUCCAAGACAUCCAAGAAAGGCAUGUGGUCCGACAGAUGCGGACAUCAACGAGGAUAUUAAUGACUUACGAGGGAUUUUAGAAGAUAAUCCUACAAAUAACACACAAGAAAAUGAUAAUACCUUUUUCAGAGUCACAAACUUAUUCACAAUUUUCAGAAAUCCCUAUAAACGCAUCAACACACACAUACAAUCAUCAACCAACAUACACAACACUUCCCACCACUUCACACACUCAAUAUUUAUACUAAUAGUUAUUAAUUUUUUAAAUUCAUCUAUUCCUACACAUAAAGAUAGAGUUUAUAAUAAUAUAACAUAUAAUAAUAAUAUAAUAUUGCUGAAACUCAGUUUCAGCAAAAUGCGGAACAAUCAAACUAUGGGUCUAUACGUUAUCCAGAUGAAAUGGUGUGGAGAAUUAAAGAGGAUGAAUACUUUACUUGAAAAAGUUUUGAAGUGCGUAAAGAAUCAUCGAAGUGUACCACGCAAGCCUGCAGUCCUCCCCAUAUCCUCAUUGAGAGACAUGGAUGACUUCGAAAACAUUGACGAAGUUAUCAUUACACCGAUGUUACAUCUACUAGACAUCCACAGUUCCGCAUUUCUUCCUUCCAUUCGAUAUCUAUUAGACGUAUUUAUAGAUGUCACAUGGACGUUACAUGUUUGCAGGUGUUUACUGACAAGAUAUAAUUGCUACUUUAACAUUUCUUCCUUUUUACUCUUUCCCCUCCCCUUCUGUCUCUCAUUUUUAUUUCUAUGUUUCUUUGCUGUCUGUUCUCACAUACAUACAUGCUCACUACACGCACGCACGCACGCACGCACACGCGUAUUUUGCCACUUAUUCAAUAAACUUUUUAUAUAUAUGUUAACAUUAUUUUAUCUGUAUUUACUUUCUUUCUUUAGGAAUUAUUUUCAUUAUAUAGGCGGUUUCAAUUUAAAAAAAACAAUCAAUCUUUGUUUAAAGGAAGCUGUAAAGGAUUCGUUAACAUUAUCAUUUACAUGGUGGGGCCGCGAAGGAGGACAAAAACAGUUAUAUAAUGCAAGUGUAAUAAUAGCUCUUUAUGAGGUUAUGUGCAAUAAUCAACACUUUCCGAAGCCGACUAGGUCGGAAUUCCAGGUCUAUGCAAAGGAAGUUCUGCGGGGAGCAAAAGAAAGAGCCAGGAGCAAGCUACGUGGUCCACGUGCGCACGUGCGAAACCUCGGAAUCAUGAUUUCUGGAGUGAUGAUCGAGAGCCAGAAGAAAAUGAUUAAUAAUGAUAAUUAAUCUUCAACUAGAGGAAAACAUCCAUCAGUAGAAUUGCAACGGAGGAUGACGGAAGACAACGGAGGACAACGAAGGAUGACAAAGAACAACCAAGUACGACGGAGAACGACGAAGAAUAAAGGACGGCGUCCGAGGACGAUGGAAAACAGACGAUGGAGAAUGACGGAAAUAAAAAAUUAAAUAAAAGGAUAUUACUUUUUUUUGUUUUGGUUUAUAUUUGUUAAUUUUGUUUUUUUUUGUCUGUUUGGAUCUAUCGGAGAAGAUUCAAGAAGAUGCUAAGUGGACUUUUUACUUUGGUGGCCGGAAGACUUCUUUUUAUUUUAAUGAAAAAAAAUUA
Molecule: messenger RNA, 1943 nt
Organism: Cataglyphis hispanica
Lineage: Eukaryota; Metazoa; Arthropoda; Insecta; Hymenoptera; Formicidae
Exons: 8
Coding region: 284-1606 (440 amino acids)
Source: RefSeq, a predicted model, not a curated record